CUCCAAUGAAAAUGGUUAGUUAAAAUCAUGCUUAUUUGUAGUACUUAUUUUUCUUCCAUUUCUCGAAAACUCCUCUUCUGCUCAAGGAGAAAAUUUUCAUCAAAGUGUAGGAAUUCAGUUAUGGGUAGUGAAAAUUUGAGGUUAAUUGAUAAAAGACAACGUGCAGGUUUUCGUCUGUGUAAUGUUUCAGGUUGCAAGAUCGAUGUGAUGGAAAUUCAUGCCACGGACCCGAAGUUUCAUGUCUUGUUUAUUCCUGGAAAUCCAGGUGUUAUCUCGUUUUAUGUUGAUUUUCUGGAAUCACUCUAUUAUCAGCUGGAAGGAACUGCAUCUGUGACAGCAAUCUCACACAUUGCCCAAACAGAAAAGAAUUGGGAGAAUGGAAGGCUAUUCUCACUGCAAGAACAAACAGAUCACAAGAUAAACUUCAUAGAACAUGAGCUGCAGGAUGUUGAAGUUCCUAUAGUACUGGUUGGUCAUUCUAUUGGCUCAUACAUAUCUCUAGACAUUUUUAAGAGAUUUCAAGAAAAGGUGACAUACUGUAUUUGCUUGUAUCCAUUUCUAGCUGUAAACACAAAGUCUUCAACACAAACUAUUAUUAAGAAGAUUGCAGCAUCUCGUAUUUUAUGUACGGGCGUUAGUUCAAUUGUCGCAGUUCUGGGAUUGUUACCAGCCUGGAUCUCCAGGAUUCUGGUGAAAAACUCUGUGGGAAAUUCCUGGUGUCCAUCUGCGGUGGAGGCUCUCUGUACACAUGUCCUCAGGUAUCAUACUGUUCAGAACAUGCUAUACAUGGCAAUGACCGAAUUUGAAAAGCUUUCUGAGGUACCUGAUUGGUCGUUUAUGAGGGAAAAGAAAAGUCAGAUGGCAUUUUUGUUUGGAGUCGACGAUCACUGGGGUCCCUUAGAUCUUUAUGAAGAGAUCUCCAUUAAGGUACCAGGUGCUGUUCUAGCAGUAGAAAGAGGGGGUUACACUCAUGCUUUUUCUUGCACAGAAGCUGGCUCAACAUGGGUAGCUCAACAUGUUUCUGGCUCAAUCAAGAAUUAUUUUUCGUAAAUAGACUCCGCGCAGCCGUUAUUUUUUCUAGAAACGCACUCAAUCUGUCAAUAAAAUCGAGCUAAUAUGUGAUCGUGACAGUAUACUGAUAUAUACGCACAUCGCGUACGCUUCAUAAUUGGCCUAAAGGUCAAAAAUUUCCUGUUAUGUCUUGAAAAUAUUAUUUGAUUAGACUUCAAAUUUUAACAGAAA
This is a messenger RNA of Capsicum annuum, 1242 nucleotides long. Its product is annotated as lipid droplet-associated hydrolase. Lineage: Eukaryota; Viridiplantae; Streptophyta; Magnoliopsida; Solanales; Solanaceae. The record is from RefSeq and is a predicted model, not a curated record. Gene Ontology annotation, biological process: lipid storage. The transcript has 13 exons. Gene Ontology annotation, molecular function: lipase activity. Gene Ontology annotation, cellular component: lipid droplet. Bases 28 to 1050 code for a protein of 340 amino acids.